Messenger RNA from Galeopterus variegatus (Sunda flying lemur), 2399 nucleotides. RefSeq names its product solute carrier family 29 (equilibrative nucleoside transporter), member 2 (gene SLC29A2). NCBI's taxonomy places the organism in Eukaryota, Metazoa, Chordata, Mammalia, Dermoptera, Cynocephalidae. Gene Ontology annotation, biological process: guanine transport; adenine transport; nucleoside transmembrane transport. The record is from RefSeq and is a predicted model, not a curated record. Gene Ontology annotation, cellular component: plasma membrane; basolateral plasma membrane. Gene Ontology annotation, molecular function: nucleoside transmembrane transporter activity.
CGCCACUCGGAUUCGGAAGACCCGGCCCCGCCCUCCCGCCCCGGCGCACCCCGCUGCCGCGGCCAUGGCGAGAGGAGACGCCCCGCGGGACAGCUACCACCUGGUCGGGAUCAGCUUCUUUAUCCUGGGGCUGGGCACCCUCCUUCCCUGGAACUUCUUCAUCACUGCCAUCCCGUACUUCCAGGGGCGGCUGGCAGCGGACAACACCACAGCUGAGACCCCGAGCACCAACCACACAGGCCCUGCAGACAACUUCAACUUCAACAACUGGGUGACGCUGCUGUCCCAGCUGCCUCUGCUUCUCUUCACCCUCCUCAACUCCUUCCUGUACCAGUGCAUCCCUGAGGCGCUGCGGAUUCUGGGCAGCCUGCUGGCCAUGCUGAUGCUCUUUGCCCUGACGGCGGCUUUGGUCAAGGUGGACCUGAGCCCCAGGCCCUUCUUCGCCAUCACCAUGGCCUCCGUCUGUUUCAUCAACUCCUUCAGUGCAGUCCUGCAGGGCAGCCUCUUCGGGCAGCUGGGCACCAUGCCCUCCACCUACAGCACCCUCUUCCUCAGCGGCCAGGGCCUGGCUGGGAUCUUUGCUGCCCUUGCCAUGCUCAUGUCCAUGGCCAGUGGCGUGGACGCCCAGACCUCCGCCCUGGGGUACUUCAUCACGCCCUGCGUGGGCAUCCUUAUGUCCAUCGUGUGCUACCUGAGCCUGCCCCAUCUGAGGUUUGCCCGCUACUACCUGGCCGAGAAACCAUUGCAGGCCCAAGCUCGCGAGCUGGAGACCAAAGCCGAGCUCCUCCAGUCUGAUGAGAAGAACGGGAUUCCCAACAGCCCCCAGAAGGCAGCCCUGACUCUGGAUCUUGACCCUGAGAAGGAGCCAGAGCUGGAGCCAGAUGAACCCCGAAAGCCAGGAAAACCUUCAGUCUUUGUUGUCUUCCGGAAGAUCUGGCUGACAGCGCUGUGCCUUGUGUUGGUCUUCACAGUCACUGUCUUCCCUGCGAUCACAGCCAUGGUGACCAGCUCCACCGGUCCUGGGAAGUGGAGUCAGUUCUUCAACCCCAUCUGCUGUUUCCUUCUCUUCAACGUCAUGGACUGGCUGGGACGGAGCCUGACCUCUUACUUCCUGUGGCCAGACGAGAACAGCCGGCUGCUGCUGCUGCUGGUCUGCCUGCGCUUCCUGUUUGUGCCACUCUUCAUGCUGUGCCACGUGCCCCAGAGGUCCCAGCUGCCCGUCCUCUUCCCGCAGGACGCCUACUUCAUCACUUUCAUGCUGCUCUUUGCCGUUUCGAAUGGCUACCUGGUGUCCCUCACCAUGUGCCUGGCUCCCAGGCAGGUGCUGCCCCACGAGAAGGAGGUAGCUGGCGCCCUCAUGACCUUCUUCCUGGCCCUGGGACUCUCCUGCGGAGCCUCCCUCUCCUUCCUCUUCAAGGCGCUGCUCUGAAGUGGCCCACUGGGGCUCUCCCGUGGCACCCCCUUCUGGAGCUAGGAUCCAGCCCAGGAGGGAUGGCCAGCCCCUGCCAGGCUGGCAGGCCAGGAGGGACAGGAGGUGCUCUCCACCCCUGGCCAGGGACCUCCUAGGUGACGUGAGGAAGAAUUCACCACCCGUCAUUCUAACCCUCACCCAGGAAUGGAGCUGCCAUGCAGAGGGACAGAUUUCACCUAGACGCACAUAAGACCCCAUUGAAAGGGUGAUGAUCUGGAAAAAGGGGGCACAGGGCCACAGCCCCUCCCCACCCUCAGGACUGCAUUUGUUAAUCACAAAAAUCCCACUUGCUAAUCACCAGCAGCAGAGGCCACCAGUGGGGACUUGCUGAGGAUGUGGCUGAUGAGGCCCCUGCCUCAGGGCCAACGCAGGGCAGGAGCUGUUCUUGCCCCCGGGCCUCAGCGCCUGCCUUGGUCAUGUUCUAGGGUAACCCUGGGUGACCUCAGGGUAAAGGGUGCCAGGGAAGUUGGGGGGAGGAGGAAGGAGGAACAGGUGUUGAGGAUCUGAGGGUGCUCAAAGGACUGGACUCUGAGCCUCAAAUAGCGUUUUCAUUGCUAACACUGUCCCCACGCCCCAGGGCCCAGCUGGGCCUGGGUCCCAGAACCGCAGCUAGCCUGCAUGUGUGCACUGCACUUUACAGUUUGCAAAGCUCUUCCACACCUACCCUUACUGAAGCCUCGCUGAGGCCCUUGGAAGGAGCCAAGCAGGGACUGUGCUUCCCCCAUUAUACAGGUGAGGAAACUGAGUCCCAGGGGGAAGUGACUGGUCCGUAGUGGAGCCGGGACCCAGCCCCCCCCGUCCGUGUAGGUGCUGCUCUUCCUGCCCGCUACCCACCUCUCUGUCCCUCCAGGCUCACUUACUCCACCCUUUUGCUCCGUUUUCCCCUCUGACCCUGCUCCCAGGUCUAAUAACAACCCUGUUCAUUUGU